This is a messenger RNA of Toxoplasma gondii ME49, 2182 nucleotides long. RefSeq lists its product as hypothetical. The transcript is spliced from 3 exons. Lineage: Eukaryota; Apicomplexa; Conoidasida; Eucoccidiorida; Sarcocystidae. Bases 1029 to 1670 code for a protein of 213 amino acids. The record is from RefSeq and is a predicted model, not a curated record.
AUAUAUAUAUAUAUAUGUAGCUAGGUGGCGAUCAACAAGGAAGUCUUCGUUAUGCACUGGUGACGACAGAGGGAUGUAGACACGAGACGCGCAGGAGAGGUGUACAGACACUUUGACUCACCCGGUGGAGGAUGCCCUUCCAGCGGUUUUGUAAACGUCAGUAGUGGGCGCGGUGUGAAAGCGUUUCGUCGUUGUGCUCGCGCUUUUCUCGUUGGCCCGGACGAACUUUCUCUCGGACUUCCGUCUGCGGACCUCCCCUUGUUCUCCCCUCCACACGCGGGCAGCAAAGAGGACGAAGCAGGUGAAACUCAGCGGCCGAGUGGGCCGUCGGAUUUCUGCGCCUUGCCGGCCCGAUCGCGUUCACUCCACCGCGGAUGCAAGAAGAAGAAGAAGAAAGCAGCUCGCCAGAGUCGCUGGUCGACUUCGGAAGGCCGGGAACGCUGCAGGCUGCUGCGCCAGUUGACGCCGCCCGCUCCUGCGUUGUGCAGAGGAAUGUCUCCCGUGACAAGUCUGGCGUCUACCGCAUGAAGCGGCGAUGCUUGCUCUCUCGCCUGACCGAGCGUCAGACGCGUCGGAGGUUCAUCUCUCUCUUUCUGUUGACGCUGUCCUCGAAAAGCCUCAGAGUGUCAACUUGUCGGGGGGAUGGGGGGGGCGCGAACUCGUUUCUUCGCCGUGUCACUCUCCCUGCUAGACGCAUCACUGAAAACGCAGAGACGAAUUCGAAUCUGAGAGGAACGGUAGCUCAAAGGCCGCCUGCCUGAGUCGCAGCUUUCAAGUGACGCGCGUAGGCUCUCAGUGAACGGCCGCCGCUGCCAGACUUCGCUAAGGAAACAAUUCUUGCGGGGAAGAGGGCCAUUUCAGGGGAGAGCAGGAAGCUCUCUUUCGGACAGUGUGUCUCGGCGUAAGAACAGUUCGUCAGGCGUUUCUGUUUACUUUUUGCCAGUGGAUUGCGCGGUGCACGUCGCUGCGUCUCAGUGCGCGACUGCCGAGGCAGAAAAAGCAAGUGGGUUGCCGCGACCGUGGCGAACAUGGCAGAGAAGGGGCAGCCGGCAUUUGCUCGCGGUUUCGAACACAAGAGGAGCCGGGUGUCCUCUGAGGCGCGAGAAGCUCGGAGAAAGGAGAGAGACACUGAAGAGAGAUCGAAGGAGACAGAAGAACGAGAAGGAGGGGGAAGGCGAGAGGAAUGCAGAGAAGAGCGAAGGAGACAGAAGAACGAGAAGGAGGGGGAAGGCGAGAGGAAUGCAGAGAAGAGCGAAGGAGACAGAAGAACGAGACGGAGGGGGAAGGCGAGAGGAAUGCAGAGAAGAGCGAAAGAAACACGUAAGAGCAGAAAGACAGAAAGACUAAAGAUGGAAAACGCAGCAUUGUGGUGUGGGCGAUACUUGCGGUGCGACAGCCUUUUUGAGUUUCAACGAAAAACGUCUUUCGCGUUUCUUCUCCACGGACUGUCUCGCCUCGUUCGCGAAGCCCUCAGUGAACGAAGAGACAGAAAAACAGACUUGAACGCGGGGUCGAAUAAAAUGCAAACUGCAUGCGCAGAGCCAACAGUCCGAAAAAAAACCGAAACCGUUUUUAAAAAGAGACGCGACAGAGAAGAAAUUCGACUCGCACCACAUCCGUCGAGACUCAUCUAUCCCCUCGCUCGAGUUGAAAAAGAAGCGAUGUCAUAAUAACGUCGGAAAACGCAACUCCUCAAAAAUGCAACUACGUUUAACAUGUGUUUGUUUUGCGCAGAAAGCGAACGUCCUUUCAUUCUCUUUAUUUGUUUUCGUGUCUUCUUCACUUGUUCUUUUCUUUCCCUCAUGAUCUCUCUCUCAUUUCGUGUACUCUUCCUCCAAACUCUGUUCCCUAAAUUCUCCUAUCCUGUCUUUUUCUCGUCUUGUUUGCUCUCGCCUCCACUUCUCUUUCUGUGACUUCCUCAAUUCCUCCUCUCCUGCCUCGUCCAUGUUUCCUCUUUCUCUUCUCGUUUCCUUCGUUUUCAUUCUCUUUCUGUUUCUGCAAGUACACCGCGGCGCCGGCUGUUUCCCAGCACCGGCCGGCCCAGAGCCGCGAUGUCUUCCCCCUCCCCCCCUUUUCUUCGGCAGUGGAAUCUCUCCCUCGUCUUCAGCGGCAGCAGAAAAGGCAGAAAAAGGAAGGAGAAGCAACGAAGAAAAGUGGAAAGCAAAGCGCAGGGAAAGAAAAG